AAUGUGAGGUUGAGUGCGUCACACAGGCUCGGUAGCGUUUUCCUAUCAAAACAACAGUACAAUUAAACCCAUCUCUCCUUUGCCCUAGUCCUGCAUUAAAGGCCGGGUACAAGAUUCAGACAGCGAGGACAUAACGGACAUUAGAAUAGAUCAUCUUCUGUUAGAGUGAUGGGAUCCGAUCCUGGACCAUCUAUUAUUUAAAUGGCCUGCACCAGGGUCACUGCAUUUUUCACCUUACAGCCAGGACAUGAGUCGUAGUAAUUUGUAUAUCUUUGUAUAGCUGUAUGUGAAUCAAAACCAAAGUAUUCUUUCGAUUCAUGCAUUUCGGAUGUUAAAUGAAAUGCAACGUUGGGGUGUUAACGCGUGUUAACACUUAGUUAUUCUUAUUAGUUAAAGGUCCGUGUGAAACGACCGGUGAAGUUUCAUGCAUUUCAUGGAUAUCGAUGCUUGCAUAUCACCCUGGUCAAUGGAAACUUCGGGGUUUCGCUUUCAGAUUAAUGUGUGACAAAGUCAAGACUAUCAGGUAUUUUCCAUACUUCCUGUUUUGAAGGAGAGAAAGAAAACGAAGAUACGUUUUGUGGAGGCUGGUCCGAUUCAGACUAGAGCUUGCAUGUAGAUUCGGAUACUUAUAAAGAGCCCAAAAGAGAUCGAGCAGCCUACUUCUUGAUCUGCGUUAACUCCAGCUUGUUAGGCCUAUCUGACAUACGGCUGCAUCACAUGGAGCCUGGGGGACUGACUGCGUGCAGUCCGGACGGGCACGAUGCGCUGGGGGAUCCUUCCGAUCAGUUCGACUGUCCCAUAUGCCAGGACGUUUUGAAAAACCCCAUAAGGACCAGGGCUUGUCAACAUGUGUUCUGUAAGAGCUGCUUCGUUGCCGCAGUGAGAGUCCGGGGACCGACCUGCCCCAUGUGCCGCGGGCCGGUAAGCGAGGAUGAGAAACGAGCGAGCUACGUCCAGAAGAAGAUGAGGGAGACGCGGGGAAGCUGCCGAGCCUGCGGGGCGCUGCACUUUCUGAGUAGGAUGAGAACACACUACAAGUACUGCCAGAAGUAUAAGGAUGAAUAUGGUCCCCCUGUCCAGCCUUGCAUUAUCACAAGGAACCAAGCACAAGUCCCACCUGCUUACAGGGCUCCAGCUUUAGUUGCUACAGAUCAAACCCCAUCCAUCGGAGGGAGUCCACAAGCGGCGUACUCCUGCCCAUACUGCCCCCAGCAGGGCUUCCAUGAUAUGGCCCUGGUUCGGCACUGCCUGGAUACACAUGCUCUUGAGCACUCCCUUGUGGUGUGUCCAAUCUGUGCCUGCACAUCCUGGGGAGACAGGAGCUACUGCAGCCGCAACUUCAUUGGCCAUCUGAGGGCACGGCACAGGUUCAGCUACGAUAUUUACAUGAAUGUCCAUGAAGACGAGGAUGCCGAAGUUCGCCGUGCCACCCAGCUGUCUUUGCGUCAAGCAAUACCAGUUUAUCCAACUCUCUUUAAUCUUGAAGGACGGGCAGGGGUAGAAAGUCCCCCUCUCUGUGUCAGGUGUCUACACGCCCCAGUUGCAAGGUUUAUUUGUGUUAAGGCAUCUUUCACAUUCACAUCCCGGCAAAACAACUCUCUGGUAAGGACGAUGGACCACGCAGCCGGUGAUGACAAGAGCCCUGAGGACGGGAAUUGUCCAAUAUGCCAGGAAAAAUAUAAGAACCCUAAGUCCUUUCAGUCUUGCGGACACACAUUGUGUGAUCAUUGCCUGCAAAAAGCACCGGACAAGCGCAGCAACUGCGACCUCUAUAGGGGAGACGCCUGCGGCGACAUCAGACCUGCUGUGUACCGUACUACCGCAAAGGCUCAGGACAGAAAGACAUCGAGAUUGGUUCAAAGACACCUCUCACGGCUACAGUUAGACAGCAGUCAGAGCACGGUGGCCCAGGGACAUUGGGAUGUUGGGCCUGAUGAUGGAAGCCGACCUACAUCAAACCCACCCAACACGCCCAACCCUGUUCCUUCUGGGCCAGCUGCUGGACAGUCCUCCCCCCAGGAGCAAGACAACCUACAGAACCAGGCUCAGGCACCAGCUGCAGAUGGCAAUAAGCGAACGCUCCUUACCCUUCUGGUGUGGUGCCACCUCUCCAGUCCCCUAACAUCCUGCGGGAUGGUGUUCAGCUGUCCGUACUGUCAGGAUGGUGGUCUUGAUGAACUGGACUUACUGGACCACUGUAACACAAACCACAGGCAUGAACGGAGACCUAUGGUGUGUCCCAUAUGUGUGGCUCUACCACACGGAGAUCCCUCUUACUAUAGCAGAGAUUUGAUUGGCCAUCUCAACUUCAGACACUGCUUCUACAUCUCCGACUACAUGAAUGUCGAUCAAACGGAUGAAAUGAACCGUCAGGCCGGACUCCUGGAAUCAUACAAGCAGUGGAGAAAAAGUCAGCAAUGAACAUCCAUGAGCAAGUUUUUGUUAAACAGCCUGGAGUGUUCAUUCUUAACAAAGGGUUCCAUGGAAUGAUAACAGAAUGGAAAUCACAGAGAAGUUCAUUGCCCACUUGAUAUAUACAUCAUUGUAACACACAAUAUACAUGAAUACAGAGCUCCAUUGGGACGAUGAACACAGCAGGUUUUAAGAAGCACAAACAUUAAUGACUUAAUUAUUCUGUUUAAACUAUUACUAGAUUAUUACUCAUCAGAUAAGCUGUUUUUUCUUCACGAAAGCUCUUGCUCUAUCUGAUUUUCAUUAAUGAGAUGUUUAAGGAGAGUGAGAAACAAAGGUUGUUUCCUUAAAAUGGUGGCAUUUGAGUGCAUAAAAUUAUUAAAUUCUAAAUUAUUUGUCGGUACCUUUUCAUCUUUCUUGCCUUGUUGUCCAAACAAAAAAAAUGAAAGGAAAAGCCAGGAUCUCAUUAGACAUGAAAGGAUUUUACAGUGAUAAUUUUUAAUUCAGUGUAAUUGCGCUAAUCACACACUGGGCUGAAGCUCCAUUGACACCUCGCAAGUGCUUGUGCCAAUUAUAUUAAUAUUCAUGUGACCUUACAUGUACAGAAGAGUGAGUCUCACACAGAACAGGAAUCUGAUCUGAACCUAAGAGGUGUGAUGCAACACCACUAACUAACAAUGCAAAUGUUAAAUUAAGGUUCUGUAUUUAUUUUUCUUAUUUGGCUUAAUGCAGGGGGGGGGACAUUCCCUACUAGAUGUUUAUAUAAUCCAAGCUUACCCCUUUAUUAUCUUUUAAAUGUGAUUUUAAUGUAUUUUAUUUUAAUGUAUCCCAUUGCCUUUGUAAAGCACUUUGAAUUGCCUUGCGUCUGAAUGGGGUUGUAUAAAUAAAGUUUCCUUGCCUUACCCUA
Messenger RNA from Paramormyrops kingsleyae, 3319 nucleotides. Lineage: Eukaryota; Metazoa; Chordata; Actinopteri; Osteoglossiformes; Mormyridae. The record is from RefSeq and is a predicted model, not a curated record.